This is a messenger RNA of Prunus dulcis (almond), 1445 nucleotides long. RefSeq names its product patatin-like protein 2. Gene Ontology annotation, biological process: lipid metabolic process. NCBI's taxonomy places the organism in Eukaryota, Viridiplantae, Streptophyta, Magnoliopsida, Rosales, Rosaceae. The record is from RefSeq and is a predicted model, not a curated record. Gene Ontology annotation, molecular function: glycerophospholipase activity; monoacylglycerol lipase activity. The transcript has 7 exons. The coding region runs from base 54 to 1286 and encodes 410 amino acids.
UCUAGCUAUAUAUUUAUCUAAACCCUCUUCUAGAAUUCAGCAGCUCAAGUCUCAUGAACAGAAGCAAGAGUAUACCUUUGCAGGCCCCAACCUAUGGAAACCUCAUCACCGUUUUAAGCAUCGAUGGGGGUGGAAUAAGAGGGCUUAUCCCUGGAACCAUCCUUGGUUACCUUGAAGCUGAGCUUCAGAAACUGGAUGGUGAAGAUGCAAGAAUCGCCGACUAUUUCGACGUGAUUGCAGGAACAAGCACUGGUGGCCUUGUAACUGCCAUGCUUGCAACCCCAGAUGAGAACAACCGCCCUGUGUUUGCUGCCAAAGACAUUAAGGACUUCUACCUUACUCACUGCCCCAAAAUCUUCCCCCAGAAACACUGUCCAAUAUUUCCUUAUACUACAAAGAUCAUCAAAGCUCUAGCAGGACCAAAAUACGAUGGGAAGUAUUUGCAUGACUUGGUUGGGCAGAAACUUGGUGACAAAAAACUGCACCAGACAUUAACUAACAUUGUCAUUCCAACAUUUGACAUAAAGCAGCUCCAACCAACAAUCUUUUCCAGCUAUGAGGUGAAACAUAAGCCAGGCUUCGAUGCUAAACUCUCAGACAUAUGCAUUGCAACCUCAGCAGCACCUACUUAUCUCCCAGCCCAUUAUUUUGAAACCAUGGACCCAGAAGGGAAUGUAAGAGAAUUUAACCUCAUCGAUGGUGGUGUGGCUGCAAAUAAUCCGACUUUACUUGCUAUUGGUGAAGUGACAAAGACAAUAAUCAAGGGGAGCUCAGAUUUUUUCCCUAUAAAGCCCAUGGACUAUGCAAGGUUUCUAGUGAUAUCAUUAGGAACAGGCUCAGCAAAAGCUGAGUUCAAAUACCAUGCACUUUCUGCAGCCAAGUGGGGCUUGUUAGAUUGGUUAACCAGCGGUGGUGGAACCCCAAUAAUUGAUGUUUUCAGUCAAUCAAGUGCUGAUAUGGUCGAUUAUCACCUUUCUGUUGUUUUCCAAGCCCUCCACUCAGAAAAUAAUUACCUUCGAAUUCAGGAUGACACGUUAACCGGGCAUGUAUCUUCUGUGGACAUAGCCGAUAAGAAGAAUUUGGAUGAUCUUCUGAUAGUUGGUGAAGGCUUGUUGAAAAAACCAGUUUCCAGGGUUAAUUUGGAGACUGGCAGGGUAGAGCCUUCAAAACAUGAGUCUAAUGAAGAGGCUCUCACAAGGUUUGCAAAACUAUUAUCGGAAGAGAAGUGGCUUCGCCUUGCAAGGUCACCCCACGGACAUACUCCAAAACCAAAACCCAACUACUGACUCUUUUGUUUUGCCAUUAAGUGUUUUGUAUUGAAUUUUGGUGUUAAUUAAUUUGAGGGAAAAAUUGUUGUAAUAAAUGAUAAUCAUAAUCAACACUAUGAUUAUUAAUUCAAUUAUUUUCUGUUUUACUUAUUGGGAAUAGAUAGCCAUAAAUGAUAA